AUGGUCUACCCGGAGGCGGCACGAGAGCGGGAUCUGCACAGGACUGCACUCACCCAGCACCGCAGAUACUACCAGCCAUGGCUCGAUGCGCAAUCCCUCGUCAAUGUCAACAACCAGGGCGCUGACCUUGCCCUCACCUACAAGGGCUUUCGCGCCCAGCCCUCCCGCGACAAGGCCCUCACGGCCUUUGCCCAGCUCGCCACCCUGCGACUGCAAGUGCGCCGCGCCAUGGUCUCGCUGAUAGAUUCGCAUCAGCAAUACAUUCUCGCCGAAGCUACGAAGACCCUGUCGCUCCUCGCUGACAACCGACACGAGCCGGGAGAUCAUAUCUGGCUUGGCAACACUGUCAUCUCCAGGCAAGAUGGCGUCGAGCAACACGCCUUCGAUUCGCGCUACACAGCCUCCGACGAAGAGGGCAAUACAUACACUGCUGAGGCUCUGGUGAUCCCCGACAUGACCUUGGAUGAGAAGUUUAAGGAUUGGGAAAUUGUCCACGCAAAGCCUGGCGUCCAGUUCUACGCAGGCAUACCAAUCCGAACCAGGGCUGGCCACAGAAUCGGCGUCUAUUCCGUUUCGGAUGAGAAUCCCCGUCCGCAGGGAUUGACAAUCGAUGAGGUUAAGUUUAUGCAAGAUGUCGCUGCCACUAUUAUGGAGCACCUCGAAAUGGCCAAAGACCGCGAUGACCGUAACAAGGGUGAGCGUAUGGUCCGUGGUCUAGCAGAUUUCAUCGAAGGUGUCCCCGUUGUGGAUCAACAUCCUCGGUCUGGUUCCAGCCCAGCCCUCCAGCCCGUCCAAAAUGAAGAAACGAACGGAGACAGCUUCGGCCUUAUGAGAAGCCCCUCACUCCGGAGCAGCCACUCGUCAACACUGAAGAGACAGACUGAAAAUGCCCGCAUCGAGGAACUCGAGCCACCAAAGCCAUCCAAGUCUUCAGAAGUACGCAGUCCGGCUAACUUGCCCCCACCUACCCCAACUGGCGCUACCCGUUUGCAUCGGGAAGACAGCGAGGACGAUACUACGCAGGUUUUCUACCGUGCAGCUGCCAUCAUGCGGGCUUCGACUGGCGCGGAUGGUGUUGUGUUCUUUGGGACCGUUUCUAGCGACAUCAAAGGCGCUCCAACUGCCAUGCCAGCUGGCCACCACGAACCGAGUGAUGAUUCCCAGACCUCAGACAGCGGGCCCCCUUCAAGCUCCGGAGACGGCCGUCUGAACAGGAGAAUGAAGCGGUCGCCACAGGCUCCCAGUAGCGUGCCCAAGGAAAUUUCCGGGGAAGAAAACAUUCGCCCAGACAAAUUCUGUGAAGUAAUCGGCCUAUCGACGGACCAGAGGACGCCGAGAGAGGAUCCAGUAACCGAGAAGACUUUCAACUUUUCUGAGCGUAGCAUGGAACGUUACAUUAAAAGAUUUCCUUACGGGAAAUUCUUUAGUUUUACUGACCAAGGUGCUGGCAUUUCGUCCGAUGAGAGGUCGGAGCCAGAAUUAAAACUCCGGGUCGUCCUCCCCACACCCGACUUACCACAAAAGAAAAAGAAGAAGGAAACACUAAUCCCGACAGAGCUUCUAAAGGUGCUGCCUGGCAUAAGGAGUCUCAUCUUCCUUCCUAUGUGGGAUCCAACUGUGGAGAAAUGGAUUGCCGGUGCUUUUAUCUGGACCUCAACGGCUGGUCGGUUGAUGAGCCCAGAUAACGAGCUGCCCUAUCUCAAGGCAUUUGGAAACAGUAUAAUGAGCGAAGUUUCUAGAGUAAACGCACAAAAAGCAGAUAGAGCGAAAACUACGUUCAUUGCUUCUAUAAGCCAUGAGCUUCGUUCUCCCCUCCACGGCAUUCUGGGAAGUGUCGAGUUUCUUCACGACACGGCAACCACAUCAUAUCAGGCAUCCCUCUUCACGUCCAUCGAAAUCUGCGGCAAGACUCUCUUGGACACCAUAGACCACGUUCUGGACUACGCCAAGAUUAAUAAGCUUGGUAGAGCCCACAAACGGAAGAAACACGAAGCUCGGUUCAAGUCGAUAAGUGGCAAUACUGACAAUUCAGUCAUGGGUGUUACCGCCGAGUUCGAUCUGAGCGCUCUAGUUGAAGAGGUUGUAGAGGCUGUGUGCGCGGGUGACGCCUUCAAGAAAGCUCACACCGGAGCAUUCCAUGAUUCGGGCUCCUCCAUGAAGCUCAUGAGAUCAACCUCUGAUGCUUUCGUCAAGGACUCGGUAGACAACACGCCGAAACCCGACAAUGGUCCAGUCACUAUCCUCCUCAAUGUCUAUCCUACCGGAGGCUGGAACGUCAAGACGCAGCCGGGUGCUUUGAGACGGAUUGUCAUGAACAUUCUCGGCAACGCUUUGAAGUACACGGCUAGUGGUCAUGUUACCGUCAACCUUUCAGCAUCAAAAUCGAACGAUCCCUCAAAGUUGGAAGCGCAUCUCCGUAUCGUAGACACUGGUAUAGGCAUGUCGAUGGAAUACCAAAGAACACGCCUCUUUUCGCCUUUCUCGCAGGAAGAUCCUUUCGCCGUAGGCACUGGGCUGGGUCUAAGUAUCGUCCGGCAGAUCAUUGAUUCAUUGGGCGGCUCCAUCGAUGUCAGAAGCAUGAAGAAUGUAGGAACAGAAGUGGACGUCUUCUUGAGCCUGCCGCUGAGUGCCCAGCAAGCGAAGAAUCCUGAAAGCAGUAUAAUGCCGUCUUCUCUUUCCACCAAGGGCAUGAAGACUUGCCUCCUUAUACCGGAAACGCGUUCCAUGCAAGGAAUCUACCAAGACGACAACCGCCUAAUUUCCUCUUUCAGCGAAACCUGUCACAACUGGUUCGAUAUGGAUGUCAUUGAAACGCCGAAGAUCAAUGAAAUCGAUGCAGAAAUAUUUUUCGUUACCGAGCCUUCGCUGGUUGAUACAUUAUUUCAGUUCCACGCAAGCAAAACCGGCACUUCCCCGUUGGUUAUUGUUUGUCGGAACCCUUCAGAAGAGAUUGCGCUCAAGGAAAGAGAAGGACAUCGUCUCGCGGCCCUUGGUCGGCACGUGGAAGUCGUCUCGCAACCGUGCGGCCCGCGCAAAUUGGCACGGAUUAUUUACAAUUGUUUGAAGAGUCGGUACGGAGGAUCAGAUAAACCCCCCAUCAGUCGAGCCAUUACGUCUCCACCCGCUCUGCCCAAUCAACAAGAAUCGCGAGGAGAGUCGCAAGACGAUCCUCCCAUCCAGCAUCGCACGAUACCAGUCCGCAGCCUAAGCGGGAGCGAAGCGCACUCCGGCCUCGAAGUUCCCGAGCGCAGCCUCCUCCGCGACGCAAUCCGAACAUCCAACCUCGCCAAAGCCGAAACGAACACAUCGACACCAGCACCGGUAUCGGAGAAAGACCUCCCACCCAAAUCGGAGACUGACGGCGCGCUACGCAUCCUGGUCGUGGACGACAACCCCAUCAACCUGCAACUGCUGGUCAUGUUCAUGAAGAAGCACGCGUACUCGUACACGGAAGCCAUCAACGGGCUCGAAGCUUUUGAGCGCUACAAGGAGGCGACGCAGCCGGCGCUGGAGACUACGGCAUCGCCGGGUGCGCGCCGCAGCUUCGACUACGUCCUCAUGGACAUUAGCAUGCCGGUGAUGGACGGGCUGGCCAGCACCCGUGAGAUCAGGCGCUUUGAGCAGGAGAACGGGUUGAAGCCUGCGAAGGUGGUGGCGUUGACAGGGCUGGCGAGCGCGCAGGCGCAGGAGGAGGCCAUGGGCAGUGGGGUUGAUAAUUACUUGCCGAAGCCGGUCAAGUUUGCUGAGUUGAGGAAGAUGUUGGAACGGGGGUGA
This is a messenger RNA of Aplosporella prunicola CBS 121167, 3774 nucleotides long. RefSeq lists its product as uncharacterized. NCBI's taxonomy places the organism in Eukaryota, Fungi, Ascomycota, Dothideomycetes, Botryosphaeriales, Aplosporellaceae. Gene Ontology annotation, biological process: phosphorylation; phosphorelay signal transduction system. The coding region runs from base 1 to 3774 and encodes 1257 amino acids. The record is from RefSeq and is a predicted model, not a curated record. The transcript is spliced from 3 exons. Gene Ontology annotation, molecular function: phosphorelay sensor kinase activity; protein binding.